AUGAGCAGUCUUAUGGACACGUCGGGUCACAACACCUCCUCCGCUUUUUCAGACACGAUGAAUGAAGGCCAAACGGGCGAUGGUGACCGCACGUAUGAGCAAACUUCAUUAAUAACCUCACAUCGUACGCUAUCUGAGUCAGAACUUCCUGCAGGAUCUUUCUUGGAUGAGGAUCAAACCCACUACGAUGAUGAUUACGCCACUGGGUACGAUAGCAGGACAUACAACUCUCGCACCUACGACACCCGAACUUAUGACAGCCAAACCUACAAUGACUCCUCCUUUCCGCAGUCCCCGCGUUCGGAUGAGUUAAGCUCCACAUUUGCAAGUUUUUACCUGGAGAGCAGCGCCGCUCGCAAGGUGAGAUCGGUUUUUUCAUUUCUGAAUCGACCACUUUUUUUCUUUUCUGCUGUACUCACUGGGUCGGGCGGUAUUGGCACCAUGUGUCGUGUUGUUCAUGCCAUUACAGUGGCUGCGACUCAGCGGCAAGUGCGGCACAAACCAUCUCUAUUGCAUGAUUUGCAUGGCCUGCCAGAUGGUUACCCGAAUGUCCCGGAAUGGAUGCAGCAGGCGCGUCUUGCACUCCCGUUGGUGGUUGAAGGUUUAGUCAAAAAAGCACUAUGCGCCUGUGGCGUCCCUGCCCUCGCUGAUUUGCAAAAAGCUCGCUGGGCCAGGGCCCUUGGAAGCCUGGAGAGUGCUAAGAAUGAGAUCAUUUCUCAAACGACGCAUGUGAUUUCGGGCCCGAUGGUGCCGCUUGUGAUUUUCCUUCCGUUGCUUUCCUUCUUCGCCAUCUCUGUUGCUCGCUGUUCUGUUGCCCGGCGACAGGCGCGCCUGGCUGAGGAGGAGGAGUUCCCUCCCUUGAGCGUCGACGAAGCUGAAAAGGUUUCAUUUUUGCGUAGUUCCGAGUUUCCAGACGUUAUUGUGGCGGAGGAAAGCAGCAUUUUUGCAGAGGAGACGCUUGAGCACCCCGUGAAAGUUUAUACAAACGGACAUGCGGCUGAGCAAGCGGUACCGCCUGCGGCGGUGAGUGUGCGGCCUUUUUUGAAGAAGGACACUUCCGGCGCGCAGUCUCCCUCGGAAGACCCUACGAGUCCUAACACUGUGCCUACCUCGCGGGAUCUGUCACCAAUUCCACUGGUGGACGAGGACGCAUUGAAGUCAAUGCAGGGAUUUGGUGUGAACGGGACGCGUUUUUCGCCCCCGACUGAACGAUUACAUCUGCAACCUUUCAAUGUUGCACCUUACGCGCUUCGAGGGGAUAUUGUAGCCGCCUUGAUGGGAACUCCCACUGCAAGGGAGAUCAAUGUGCUGUUGAUUGCCGCCUCUCGAUAUAACUGUAGACGUGUGAUUGUGCCUGCUCAAGUUCCGGCGUCAGAUUUGGUGUCUGUGCCGUCAUCCCUGUCCAUAGAGCGCGUGGAUGACGUUAUGCAGGAGGUUAUGAGUGAGGAGGAGCCUCGUGGACUCACCACCGUCGCUGUAUUUCUUCGCCCCGUUACUGAAGACACGGUGGAGCUCUCAUUGUUUCAACACCCGAGUGCAGCGGUGUAUGUGUUUGUGGCGGCGCACGGCGUCGACGAGGACGUUGUCUCCUACUUAGUUGAUAAGCGUAUCUACACUGCGCCCUCCCUCGAUGAGCCGAUCCCUGCCAAUGCAUGCUUCUACGACCGUUCAGUAAAGGAGAGGGACGGCACCAUUGACAUCGGGAGCGGCGGCGGCGGCGGUAGGACUGGUGGUGGUGUUUCGUGA
Messenger RNA from Trypanosoma rangeli, 1746 nucleotides. RefSeq lists its product as uncharacterized. The transcript has a single exon. Lineage: Eukaryota; Euglenozoa; Kinetoplastea; Trypanosomatida; Trypanosomatidae. The record is from RefSeq and is a predicted model, not a curated record. Bases 1 to 1746 code for a protein of 581 amino acids.